AUGUCAUCCGCAGCAAAGUCAGUUCCCACGUCUCCCAUUCCUGCUACGCCACCGGAGCAAGUUCCUGAGCAAAUUCCAAAGUGUGCUGCCCUUCCGGACGACAUCAUCAUUCGCCAGCACAGGCAUGGCAAGUCGGCGACCCUGACAAAAGAGCCUGUCAAAGAGCGCAUGAAGCACAUCCACCGAGACAUCAAGUUGCUUGCCGACGGCCUUCCGAACGGGAUCUAUGUCCGCUAUGCCGAGACGCGGCCUGAUUUCAUGAAGAUACUCAUCGCAGGCAGUAGCGGUACACCAUACGCAGGCGGCCUCUUCGAGUUCGAUCUGUUUUGUCCCGCAAAUUAUCCACAAGUUCCACCAGAAGUGACAUUUCGUACGACAGGUUCCGGUUACUUCCAGUUCAAUCCCAACCUGUACAUCAAUGGUAAAGUCUGCCUUUCCGUCCUUGGUACCUGGGAUUACUCUUCUUGGGUACCAAACCAAGGAACAGUUCUCGACAUUCUGAUCAUCCUGCAAGCCUGCGUUCUUGUCGACGAACCGUUCACAAACGAACCAGGCAGAGAGGCUUUCAAGGGGAGUUCUAGAAGUCUCCAUUACAAUCGAGCACUCUAUGGGAAGACUGUACAGUUGGCCAUGCUGGGUUGGUUGGAGCAGAAUGGCAGUCUGUGGGACGAUAUCAUCAAGCAACACUUCACCGUCAAUGAAGAGGUGAUCCCCGAGACUGUCAAGGAGUGGAUUGAGGAUUACAGCCAAUCCGGGGGCGUCGGUGGAAGGAAGAGGAACCUUUCCAAGCUCGACUCUCAUCCCUCAAAUGCCCCCGGAAAGAAGACUCAAUCUGCGAUCGGAGAUGCACUCUCAAACUACACUUCUGCAUCUGCUGGAAGCAAACUUCAAAAGCUCCCAGGUGGCAUUCAAAAAGCUCCCUUCGCUUUGAGCCACUCCUCCUCCGACGGUAACUUCGACUUUGCCUAUCCACCACACGGCGGCAAAGACCUUUCCGCCCAACUUAUCACCGGCAAGCCAAGUCUAGCAUCGAGAGCAGCCAAAACGCCUCUUCCUUUCGUUAAAAAGCAGAGGACCCCGACGCGUGCGAUACGUGACCCGUAUGUUAAGGACCCCAUCGACUUCGCAGAUCCAGCAGAGGAUGAUGAGGAUGAUGAGGAUGACGAGGAUGAAGAGGAUGACGAGGAUGAAGAGGAUGCUGGAUUUGAUGAACCUUUGCAGGAGUCUGUAGAGGAGGGCGAGAGCAAGGUUGUGGGUGAGAAUUUGAGGAAGUUGGUCAAGGAGUUGAGGAAUGCUGUUGUCGCUUUGAGCGGCUGA
Molecule: messenger RNA, 1317 nt
Organism: Ramularia collo-cygni
Lineage: Eukaryota; Fungi; Ascomycota; Dothideomycetes; Mycosphaerellales; Mycosphaerellaceae
Exons: 2
Coding region: 1-1317 (438 amino acids)
Molecular function (GO): ubiquitin conjugating enzyme activity
Source: RefSeq, a predicted model, not a curated record